AUGCAUCGCCAUCAAAAGCCUCAUACUAGAGGCGCCGCGUCGAAUCAUAAUAAUAAUAAUGAAACUACUUCACCGCCAUCCAUGAAACGACAUCCUUUUCACCGCCACGCUCCUUUCUCUACUUCUUCUACUCCCACAAACAAAACCACUCCUCCUCCUCCUCCUACAUCUACAGCUAGGAAAGGAUCGACCAUCAAAUCCCCACGGGCCCCCGUUUAUCACCACCGCAAAAGCGCUUCAGCACAUCAAUUCCACCACCGAAACACAUCACACCAAUCACUGGCUAAAUUAUUAGGAGCAGGCUCUGGUCCUGCCAGUCACUCCGUUAACCCGGAAGACGAACAAUUGGAGAUGGCGACUAGUUUUUUGCAAUACUGCGCCAUGUGUGAGAAGCAGAUAACGGUGCCUAGCAACUCGGUUCUGUAUUGCAGUGAAAGCUGCCGUCGCAAAGACUCUUGCAAGCCUCUCUCGGCUUCCUCAUACACAUAUACAAUUACUCCUCCUCCCUCACCUAUCAACACUUACACCAAUAUGGAAUCAUCAUCCUCAUCAACCACAUUCCCCUCCAAACCCAUCGCAGUCAUCCACCACAACCUCCCUCUCGGCAGGAUACCCUCCGACCUGCACGACUCCAAAUCGGAUCUUGAUCCCACCGAAUGGAAGCCCAUCAUAUCCGGGCGUCACGGACGAAACGGAUCAUUGACCUCGCUCGCGUCGAGCGAUGCAUGGAUCUAUCUCUCGCAGUUCCAUUAUCAUCGCGAGGAUUCCCGAAUUUCAUCGUCGACGCCAUCGUCUCAUGUGAUGCCAUUCCGUCGUCAGCCCACGACUCGGGACAGUACCACCAGUCUGUCGGCGAUGGGUACAUCCUCCCUCGUCAAUACUCCCAGCUUGACACCCGCCUCGUCCUCCGUGGCUAGUAGCCCCCCUUCAUCUUCCGGGGACUACAUCAGCGCUACUACGACUACUACUAAAUCCUACAGCUACGGAGGGGCAUACGCCUACGCCGCUGAUUCGGUUGCUGCCGCUGCUAUCAUAGAUCCGGGUCGUCCGUUGCCGCCACGACACAACCCUUCCUUUUCGAGUGCAGGCGCUACCAAGGGGGUGGAAUUAGUUGUGCCGCAUAUUAUUACUUCGGCCGAGGAGGAUGGUCAUGCUCAUACUCAUGAGGGACUUUGGAUGAAGGCUUGA
Messenger RNA from Talaromyces marneffei, 1188 nucleotides. RefSeq lists its product as uncharacterized. The coding region runs from base 1 to 1188 and encodes 395 amino acids. The record is from RefSeq and is a predicted model, not a curated record. NCBI's taxonomy places the organism in Eukaryota, Fungi, Ascomycota, Eurotiomycetes, Eurotiales, Trichocomaceae. The transcript is spliced from 3 exons.